Messenger RNA from Hyalella azteca, 6503 nucleotides. RefSeq names its product cyclin-T. Bases 75 to 3914 code for a protein of 1279 amino acids. The transcript is spliced from 9 exons. Gene Ontology annotation, molecular function: cyclin-dependent protein serine/threonine kinase activator activity. Gene Ontology annotation, biological process: regulation of transcription by RNA polymerase II; positive regulation of DNA-templated transcription, elongation. Lineage: Eukaryota; Metazoa; Arthropoda; Malacostraca; Amphipoda; Hyalellidae. Gene Ontology annotation, cellular component: cyclin/CDK positive transcription elongation factor complex; nucleus. The record is from RefSeq and is a predicted model, not a curated record.
UUUCUUGGUUUGAAUCAGUGUUAAAUUGUUUCAGGUUGUAACAUUUUCCCCUGGUUCAUAUAUUUCAAUGCUUGAUGGCUAAAAGUGAUGAAAGAUGGUAUUUUACAAAGAGAGAAAUAGAACAAUCUCCAAGCCGCAAAUGCGGCAUGGAACCAGAGAAAGAAAUUUAUUAUCGACAUCAGGCUGCCACCUUGAUCCAAGAAAUUGGUCAACGGCUGCAAGUAGGUCAGCUGGUCAUCAACACAGCCAUAGUCUACAUGCAUCGCUUCUACAUGAUGCACUCCUUCACAAGGUUUCAUCGCAAUGUCAUUGCGCCAGCUGCUAUAUUUCUAGCAGCCAAGGUGGAAGAGCAGCCUCGUAAACUGGAGCACUUGAUUAGAUUUGCACAUCUCUGCAUCCACAAAGAUGUUCCUGCCCCAGAUGUCACUUCUGAGGCAUAUCACGACAAAGCCCAAGAAGUUGUGGUCAACGAGAACAUUCUCCUGCAGACACUUGGCUUUGAUGUAGCCAUUGAUCAUCCACACACACAUGUUGUCAAGUGUUGCCAACUUGUUAGAGCCACCAAGGACCUGGCCCAACGGUCCUACUUCAUGGCUACCAGCAGUUUACACUUGACGACAAUGUGUCUCCAGUACCGACCUACGGUUGUUGCUUGCCUUUGCAUCUUCUACGUCUGCAAGGAGAACAACUAUGAAAUUCAGCGACAAACAACUGAAGGUAUGGACUGGUUCUACUACGUAGACAAGUCUGUGACGAUCUCCCUGCUGGACAGCAUGUGCAAGGAGUUCCACAACGUCGUUGACAAGUGUCCAGACAAAGUGAGGAAAGUGAUCCGCUCGACCAGCAGCUUCCCUCCACGAGUGAGCAACCUACCCAGGCCGGCAAUUCAGCCCCCUCCAUCUCACAAAGUGCCUUCUGCUUCGAACCCGGUUGGGAAAGCUCCACCAGCAACCACAGCAACACAGCCACCCAACCGCAUCAGCAUCAAGGAUUAUGAAAAACGCGACAGAAGUAGAGAAAGAACACAGCCGCAACAAAUGCGUCAUGCAUCUUCUACUUGCCCUACAUCUUCUUCGCGUCCUCCUUCUACGAAUGCUAUGUUACCUCAUGCUUCCAUACAACAGCAACAAUUACAGCAGCAACAACAAUUCCAGCAGCAGCAGCAACAACAACAGCUACUUGUUUCCCAGACGUUGGCUGGCAAUAACAACAACAGCGGUAGUGGUGGUGGUGGUUCGAACCAUCACCACCACAAUGUGUCAUCAGCAGGCCCUGUGCCAACAGCUAUGAGUGCUGUGGGUGCAGGAAGUAAACAUUCUUAUAGCAGAAACUCCCAGAAUCAUCAACAAGUCCGACAUAGGCACGGACAUGAGCAGCAACACCAAAAUCCAGAUAACUUACGGUGGAUGCAAGACCGCAACAAAUAUAACGAGCAACAACACCAGCUACACCAGCAGCAGUUCUUGCAAGAACAACAGCAGCAGCAGCUGCAGCACCAGCAGCAUCAACAGGCGCUUAGAAGAAGUGCUAAUAUUCCUGAUAGUACUAGCCAGCGAAAGCUUUCCGCAGAACUCCGGCUACAGCAAAGUGCUCUGAAACAACAAGAGUACAGAGUUGACCCGCAAGUCGAGUUUACAACUGAGAUCAAACAGGAGAAAAUGCCAGUUGUUGAAGUGAAGCCUGAAAAAAUUGCAUUAACUGAGAUCAAGAAAGAAUCUAGUCAGAAACAUUUGAUGAAGGUGGAGAAAUAUGAGGGCAAAGAUCACAAGUCCUUAUUGAAAGUUGAACCCAAAACUGAAUUGAAGGAUGACCCCACUGAUAACUUCAUAUUCAACAACAAUGACAGCACCGACUUCAGCCUGAGCGACUUUUUGACGUUUGGUGACGCGCCGCCCGAGAAUAUUUUUGAUACUCAGUGCCCCACAGAUCCCAACUCGAGCCUCGCUCCUGCCACCCACCACAGAGGUCUGUCCCCUCCACCACCCUCGAUGCCUGCAAGCCAGUUAUCUUCAUCGCAAAAGCAGCAGCGGAGCUCUGAACCGAACCCCUCUAUUGUCCAUAGAAACCAACAGCAGCAACAGGAGUUAGCGAGACAAGAAGCUCAAAAGAAAGAGAUGUUGCGUCAACAAGAGGCGCAAAAACAAGAGAAACUGAGACUGCAGGAGAUCCAGAAGCAAGAACUGCAACAACAACAGCAGCAGGAGGCACGAAGGAAAGAGCGUCUCAAAAUUGAGGAAGAGCAAAAGCAAGAGUUGUUGCGUCAACAGCAAGAAGAUGCUCGUAAGCAGGAGUUGAUUCGACAACAGGAAGCUAAAAAACAACAGCAAAUUCUGCAACAGCGCCAACAGGAGGAAGAACAGAGACAACUCGAGCAUCAAAGGAAGCAACUCGAGCUCAUGAAAGAACAAGAGCUUAAAAAGCAACAACAGCUGCAGCUCCAGCAAGAACAAAAGAUCUUAAAGGAGCAGCAAGAAAUGAAAAGGAAGGAAGAAGAGAAUGCAAGACGGGAGAUGGAAGCUAUGCGGCGGCAACAGCAGCAGCAACAACAGCAAAUGCUUUUGUUGCAACAGCAACAAGAAUUGGCGAGCCAAUCGCAUUCUAAUGGCAACAAUAGUCGAGAACAUAAAUCAAGUAGCAGCUAUAGAAAGAAAAUACGUGAUCAUCACAUCAGCAGUAUGACAAACUCCCCGGUUGCCUCUACUGCUGCAGGCAUUGGUGCAGGAAUUUUAAGUCCAGGUACCAAACCAUAUCGGCCUGAACACCAUCCACUACCAGUGGGAUCUACGGCGGCGAAGGAUCUUUUACCGGAGUUAACUAAAGCUGCUUCUACCCGACCCAGUAGUCCAAGAAGCAAAAGUUCUAUGAUGCUUCAGCCUCCUCCUUAUCAAGCCAGAGAUGCUUUAGCUCUGAGUGAAGAAACCCCCAUGGAUUUGGAAUUUUUAAGCAGUCGUGACUCUCGAAGAGACCACAGACCGUCAUCUCAUACUAGUCUUAGUCUGUCUCAAUCUUCGUCAUCCAUGCCUCCCACGCAGCCGCCACACGCAGCAUGUCAUCCACGAGUCAGUGCCCCGUCCUCCCACAAAUCCAGUUCACAAAGAUCAUCCAGCUCAAGUUUAUUCAACACGGAAAGUCCGCCACCUCCUUAUCCUUUAGUUAACAAAACAGAACCUUUGCAUCCUUCGCUAGGAGGCCUCGGUAGUGAUUCAUUAGUAAAGCCUGGUAGCGAUCCUUCAAAGGCUUUCAAAUCUCAUCGGCACGAUCAAUUAAUGGGCGACCCCUCCGUUUCUAUGGCAAGCUCUUCCAACUUAUUAGGCACGGGACCUCUUUCACCUCAGGUAAUUUCUCAUAAAAAACACAAGAGUGAUCACCAUAAACGGAAAGAGAAGAAGAAACAUAAGCACAAGGAGAAAGAUAAGCACAAAGAUCGCGAAGGAAAAGAGCACAAGAAAGAGAAGAAGAGUAAGAAAAGCAAGGACAAGGACCGAGAUCGUGAAAAGAAACGAGAACCGCUGCCUGUGCCCGAACUUGCUACGCCUUCUCUGAAAAUUAAAAUUUCCAUGGACAAAAUAAAUGCUACUCCUGAAGUGAUGAAGAACGUUCAGGAACCAUUGGCCCCCAUCCCGCCAACUCCAGUGGUGUCCAUCGCCGAUCCUUCCACGCCGAUCUCCACUCCCGGCAGCGGAGGCCUCAAACUCAGGAUCUCGAAAGCGCUUAUUCAGCAGACCAGCGGAGGUGAAAGUUCAGGGGAAUCAAGCUCUCGCAAGUCAAGAGGAUCCAAAGAUCCUCAGAAGGAAUUCAGGAAGCGUGACCGGGAUUCCAGUCCUGUGGAAGCGGGGCACUCUGCCAAGCAGGCUCGGCUGAGCGUGCAUCGCCCGGCACCGCAGGUGCUGGAUUCUUCUAGAUGGGGACUGUAGAAGAUGCUCAUCCAUUGUGUCUACUUCAUCACAAUCAUCCGUCGUCAUUUUGAAGAUCGAUGGCUCGUGCGUCUAAGGUUCCACGGAAAUGUCGACUUCGCGUGCGGCGGUAAUGAAAAUGAUCGCCGAAGAAAAAUAAUUUAUGAUGAUAGCCUUCCAACCACCGCAUUUAAUUUGCUGUGGUUUUUUUCUUGCCUCUCCUUGUGUACUGGGUACUGUUGUCAGCUUUAGGCGGUCGUGAAGAAAUAUUCAUCAUCGAGUAAAAAUCGGCUGAGCUGGCCAGAUUCUUCUGAUGUCCAUCUUCAGAUGCACGGAAGAGAAACCUAGGAGCCAGAACUACCGAUGUUGAAUUUUUUAUUUGAAGAAAAGAUUCAAUGAACGUAGCCGAUAGCAGAAUACUUCGCAAUGAACCAUUUCAUGUGCGUGUAUAUGAAACAUUGUUUCAUUUCUGUUGCUGAUGAUAACGAUCUUGCACUCAACAUUACUCCACGAAAAUCACCGGAUUUACGUGCAAGCACACGCAAAGAAACAUGAACACAUUCCUAAGAACAUAGCUAGUACAUGAGCCGAUGCCCUGCCUUGUGCGUCGGCAACUACAAAUCCGGAGUCCGCGUGAUCAAAAAAUUUAGACCUUUGAAAAUCGCCUCGUUUUCACGACCGGAAAAGGAGUGCAUUGCUUCCUCUACCUUCCGUAGAGCCUUCAGUGUUUGGCCGGAGUAGGUGGCGGAACCUCUAUCUACGUACUGGUUUAUGGGCUGAUCUUUAUAACUGUGUGUUGCGUGUGUGGUGUUCUGUAGUAACGCUUGCAUCAUCUCCAUCAUCACUUGCUACCUUUUUUCAUCUUCUCACGAGAUUCCCCGAAACUCGAUGAUAACAAAUGCCAGUGAUGUAGUACGAGUAGCUCAGUAAGUGGUUUCUCUAGCGACCGCUUGGUGAAGGAGAGGAGCGGAUGUGUGCACACUAUCUUUUUGGUAUUAUAUGGAGGUAUGGCAGCAUGACCAUGUUUUUUGAUAUUCGUCAGGGAAUCUUAAUGGGUUGUCGUCGGGAGUACUGAACAAAUGUAGGGAUUAACGUCGUUAAUCUCAAUAACGUAUCAUGCUAGAUGUUGUCCACAUUUGUUUACUAUACGUUUUUUUUAGUUGUAUCAUCACUCCGUCUAUAUGUUCUCGGUCCUGAGUGAUUGAUGGAACGAGGAAUACUAGAGUGGACACUAUCGUAUUGUUCAGUCUUCGAAAUGCAGUGUUAUAGUACGUUAUUUACCGACUUCGGACCUGCUGUCUUGACGUUGCAAUUACAAUUUUGAUGUAAGUUUUUGUGAAUUAAAUAUUUGCUCUUGAUCAUGCAUAUUAUCGUCCCUCACCUCGCUGUUACUUAAUUAUCGUAUAUGAAGGGUGUCUAUUUCACGCAAGUGAGCUUAGCUAAUUUUUUUUUCAUGAUUUAAAGUGUACGUUAUUCGACAGUUUACUUUUUAUCGGACUAGCUUUUAUCUUGGGUUAUUAUUUAUUCUCCUCUUGUGUCUCGUAUCGUUUAGAUUAAUUUAUGAUGUACGGAUUCAGGGAUGACACGCAAUGCUCGCGCUUCUCUGGGGCCUCUUGAUUGGACGGUUUAGCGUGGUGACCAAAAAAAUGCCUUUUUUUAUUUUAACUUCUGGGGCGACUGGUACAAAAUUCUCCUUCAUUUGCUCAAUAAGAAAUUGGCUUUGGUUGAUUUUCUGUCUAAUUUGAUGCCUUUUAUUUCGUUGUCCGUUAUUAAAUGAUAUUUUACGGGUACCUAGCAUUUACAGCGCAAAAAUUCAGUAAUUGUUUCUUUUCACUCUAAACUUCCCAACUUGUUCCCAAAAUGCAAUCUUCUUGAAAUGUCGUAUUAAAGUCAGUUUACGUUGAUCGAAUAGUUUCAAGGUCUUUUGGAAUAUUUUUCCGUAACUUUUUUCACUUAGGAAAUCUAUGCUCAUAGAAAGUAUUUGAAUAAAUUCUUUACACGUGAUAAAAACGGUAAUGUUCAUCGCUGUGAUUUAGCUUUUUCCUGAAUUAACCCUUGACUUGCUCUUAGCGCAGAAAAAGUAAUUGUUCGUUCAGAUAUUUCUUACGGAACUGUUGAGUUGUCUUUCUUUUGUGAAAGCUUUCAUAUAUAAUUCUGUUGAUUCAAGGAAGAUUUUUUUCUGUGAUCUCUUUCUUCGCUCUGGAUUAUUAUCACGAUUUCCUGAUAACGUGCAGUUUUUAGGCAGUCGUGUACUGUAGAUUAAAUUUUGCUCGCAAUAAUCACGAUCAUUUGCUCGUCAUGUACGCGUUCAAAUUAUUCAAGUCAACUUUCUGUACCAAGACUAUCGUGGAGUUGAAUGCCUCUUUUUUUUCUUCUAAGUGAUUGUCGAUGAACCUCCUGGCUUGUUAACACCCAUUUAGCCAGCUUGUUUCUCACCUGUUUUUCUGAAAUACUGCGACUAUUUUCUUUUCUAUAUUACAUCACGAGGGGCCUGACGUUAUUCAUCUGAGGUCCCAUCGUAAUUUACGUUGCGACGAGCUUUAGUUUUUAGCGAAACCUGAUGUACAGUGAGAGCUUGUGCGUUGAACCGCCAGUAUCUCAAUUUGUUGU